Molecule: messenger RNA, 680 nt
Organism: Lycium barbarum (goji berry)
Lineage: Eukaryota; Viridiplantae; Streptophyta; Magnoliopsida; Solanales; Solanaceae
Product: bidirectional sugar transporter NEC1
Exons: 5
Coding region: 75-665 (196 amino acids)
Biological process (GO): carbohydrate transport
Cellular component (GO): membrane
Molecular function (GO): sugar transmembrane transporter activity
Source: RefSeq, a predicted model, not a curated record
UCCCUUUUGUAGAUCCACAAAGAGCAUUCAGCACUUGAAACUCAAAAAGGGCUUCACUAGGUAGAUAUAUCAUCAUGGUGCAAUUAAGUGUUCAUGACUUAUCUUUCAUGUUUGGCAUUCUUGGUAAUAUCGUGUCAUUCAUAGUGUUCUUAGCACCAGUGCCAACAUUUUACAAGAUAUAUAAAAGGAAUUCAUCAGAAGGGUUUCAAGCAAUACCAUAUUUAGUAGCACUAUUUAGUGCAGGACUAUUGCUAUAUUAUGCUUAUCUCAAGAAGAAUGCCUACCUUAUUGUCAGCAUUAAUGGCUUUGGAUGUGUCAUUGAAUUAGCUUACAUCUCUUUGUUUCUCUUUUACGCACCCAGAAAGUCUCAGAUUUUCACGGGGUGGCUGAUGUUGUUGAUAGUGGGAGCCCUAGGAAUGGUAAUGUUAUUUUCUUAUGUAUUUGCAAAAGGCUCAGAAAGAGUGAUGAUAGUGGGAUGGAUUUGUGCUGUUAUCAACGUUGCGGUCUUUGCUGCUCCUUUAAGCAUCAUGAGGCAAGUAAUAAGAACAAAGAGUGUAGAGUUUAUGCCCUUCACUUUAUCAUUGUUCCUCACUCUCUGCGCUACAAUGUGGUUUUUCUAUGGGUUUUUCAAGAAGGACUUCUACAUUGCAGUAAGUUAUCAAUAAAUUCAUACAAUUUAC